AUGAGGACGCUAUCUAUUCUUUCGGCACUGCUGUUAUUACAGUCCUGCGCAGCUGGGCCAAGUCAACACUCUGCUGAGAAGGACCAAACUGCUCUCGGCGGCGAUGCCGAUAAUAACGAACCCCCAUUGUUCACCGGGGAACCACAACCCCGACCUAUGACCCAAAGAGUCGAAAAAGCUUGGAACACACUCCGCAACUCUAAACCCGCAAUCCCGGCAACAGACAAGUCAACCGGCCUCCUUGGAACAGCUAUAUACUACGGCCGUCAAACAUUCCGCCUCCUCUUCCUCAACGGUCCAGCAACCGAUAAACCCCAUCGGAAACUCGAUGCAAAUAUCGCCAGCGCCGUAGCCGAGCUGCGCGCCGCAGCUGACGAUGAUCAUGACCCAGACGCGAUGUUCCUCCUCGCCGAGAUGAACUUCUACGGCAACUUCUCCCACCCGCGUGACUUUAAAGAAUCAUUUCAUUGGUACCACGAUCUCGCUUGGCUGGAUGGGAAUAAUACAGCUCAGAAUAUGGUUGGAUUCAUGUACGCUACGGGUGUUGGUGGUGCUGUUGAACGUGACCAAGCCAAGGCUCUUAUGUAUCAUGAAUUCGCUGCUGAGACAGGAAAUACGCGCUCUGAGAUGACACUCGCGUACCGGUAUCAUACUGGUAUCGGCACACCGAAGGAUUGUGACCAUGCGCUUGUUUAUUAUAAGCGUGUUGCUGAUAAGGCUAUUGAGUUUUACCGUUCUGGUCCCCCUGGUGGUAAUGCGCUCAUCCGUGAGUCUUAUCGCUGGGCCGAGGAGGACGGUGGGGUUUAUGGUGCUGGCGCUAGUGUGUCGAGUUCUGGGCAGAAUGCCCGUGAUGCUGCUCAGGCGAGUCCUGAGGCCAGUGUCGAGGAUAUCCUUGAGUAUUUGGAUCUCAUGUCGAGGAAGGGUGAGCUGAAGGCCACUUAUACCCUUGGCAAGAUGAACUUCGAGGGUGCCAGGGGAUUGCCGCGCAAUUUCCGCCGUGCUAUCAAGUAUUUUAAGGCUGUUACUAAGAAAUAUUGGAAUAAGGAUGGGACUGUUAACCAGAAUGCUCCGGCUGGGCUUGAUAAGCUGGCUUCGAAAGCUGCUGGGCAUAUUGGUCUAAUGUACCUCCGUGGAGAAGGAGUUGAGCAGAACUACGGUACUGCUCUCACUUGGUUCCGCCGUGGUGUUGCGAACGGCGACUCUCUGUGUCAGCAUUGGAUGGGCCUGGUGUAUCUCAAUGGAUACGGGGUUCCCCAGGAUGGAUUCAAAGCUGCGAGUUACUUUAAGGUUGCGGCAGACCAGGACCUCCCGGCGUCGGAGUCGCGAUUGGGUGCAUUGUUCCUCGAUCAAGGCGAUGUGGCUACUGCCACACGCUACUUCGAGCUCGCGGCCCGCUGGGGUUGGAUGGAAGCGUACUACUACCUUGCAGAGAUGGCGAACUUCGGCGUUGGCAGACAACGGCACUGUGGUGUGGCCGCCGCUUAUUACAAGAUGGUCGCUGAAAAGGCAGAGAUCAUUCACUCAGCCUUUAUGGAGUCGAACUCUGCUUACGAGUCCGGUGACAAGGAGGGGGCUCUCAUCCCGGCGAUGAUGGCCGCUGAGCAGGGCUACGAGAAUGCCCAAGCAAAUGUGGCUUACCUGCUUGAUGAGCAGCGAUCCUUGCUCUCGCUUAAUUCCAUUCUCCCAUGGGCUGAAAAGACUCGGUCUUCAUUACUACGCAAUGCAGCUCUGGCUUUGAUCUAUUGGACUCGUUCAUCGAAGCAGGCUAACAUCGACUCGCUGGUUAAGAUGGGUGACUACUACCUGUCCGGUACAGGUACCGUUGUCGACGCGGAGAAGGCCUCGGCUUGCUAUCACAAUGCUGCCGAGGCACACCACAGCGCACAGGGCUACUGGAAUCUGGGCUGGAUGCACGAGAACGGCGUGGCGGUGGAUCAGGACUUCCACAUGGCCAAGCGAUACUAUGACCUGGCUCUCGAUGUGAGCCCUGAAUCAUAUUUGCCGGUCAAGCUCAGUUUGCUCAAGCUCCGCGUCCGAGGAUACUGGGAUCGCAUUACCAAUGGAAAUAUUAAUCCCAUUCGCGAUGAGGAGGACUCGAGAACUCCCCGCACUUUCAAGGAGUGGAUCACGACCUUCAUUCGCAAUGACGAGGAAAGUUAUUACGAUGAUCUUUACGAACAGCGUGGGGAGGACGAUGAAUACCGUGGCCUUGAUGCUGAUAGUCACGAGGAUGGCUACUAUGACGAUCUAGAUCUCGACCUUGACGAAGGAAUGCUAGAAGGGUUACUUAUUGUCGGAUUGGCCGCUACCCUGUUGGUGUUAGUGUAUGUUCGUCAACAGCAGCAACAGCGUAACCGGCAGAACGAGAACGCCAAUGCCAAUGCCAAUGGUCAAGUCAACGCCAACGGCAAUGCCCCAGGGAAUGGAGACCGUGGCUUUUUCCCACGUCCCGAAGAUCCUGAAUUUGGACAGUGGGUGGCAGGCGGAGUUGGGCAUUGA
This is a messenger RNA of Penicillium nucicola, 2499 nucleotides long. RefSeq names its product ubiquitin ligase complex subunit HRD3. The transcript is spliced from 4 exons. NCBI's taxonomy places the organism in Eukaryota, Fungi, Ascomycota, Eurotiomycetes, Eurotiales, Aspergillaceae. Gene Ontology annotation, cellular component: endoplasmic reticulum membrane. Gene Ontology annotation, molecular function: protein binding. Gene Ontology annotation, biological process: ERAD pathway. Bases 1 to 2499 code for a protein of 832 amino acids. The record is from RefSeq and is a predicted model, not a curated record.